Molecule: messenger RNA, 471 nt
Organism: Pochonia chlamydosporia 170
Lineage: Eukaryota; Fungi; Ascomycota; Sordariomycetes; Hypocreales; Clavicipitaceae
Exons: 1
Coding region: 1-471 (156 amino acids)
Source: RefSeq, a predicted model, not a curated record
AUGCGUACAUUAAGUCUAGGACCAACAGUUCAGGCAGCAAGGAACAAGUGUUGGUCUGAUACGAUACUUGGCCCCGCAGGGCGUGUGGUUGAACAUCGUGUGAUUCUUUUUUUUUCUUUCUUGCUUUUAUCUCGGCCGAAUAUUGGUUAUGCAUGUUGGCUUUCCUGGCAAUGUAGAGUGUACUUGAUACAGAACGGCACGAUAAAUUCAGGGGGCGGGCGGCUUCAUUGUUUGGAGGAGCUAAUUGGGGGCAAACAAUGUGUCCCUGGUGUCAUGGAAAGCUUGGUCUUCCGCAUGCGGUUGCGUCCUGUGGCCAUGGCGGGUGAGAUGGAAGGGGGAUGGGAUGAAGUUGGGUUGGUGGACGUGAGUGUGAACGUGGACGGGAGGCAGACACGGGUAGAUCGUGUCGGGAACAGGCACGGUUUACACCUUGGUCUAUUGAUGCGAGGGGAUGGACGAUGCUGGUGGUGA